GUCCGGGAGCGGCGCCGGCAGCGGCAGGGCCAUGGUGCAGAGCCCGCCCGCCCCGCAGCCCCGCUGAGCGCCGCCGGGCCCGGGCCGCGGCCGCCAGCCCCGCUGCGGCUCCGGUGAACAAUCAGAAUAAUGUUCUACAUAAACUUGUUGGAGAACCUGAAGGUUUACAUCAGCAGUCGACCUCCGCUUGUGGUCUUUAUGAUCAGUGUAAGUGCUAUGGCAAUAGCUUUUCUGACACUGGGCUAUUUCUUCAAGAUCAAGGAGAUCAAGUCACCAGAAAUGACUGAGGACUGGAAUACCUUCCUCCUGAGGUUUAAUGAUUUGGACUUCUGUAUAUCUGAGAAUGAAACCUUAAAGCAUCUCAUCAAUGAUACCACAACUCCAGAGAGUACCGUGACUAGUGGCCAGGCGAGAUCUUCUACACAGUCUCCACAGACUCUUGAGGACUCUGGUCCAAUAAACAUCUCUGUUACCAUCACGUUGACACUGGACCCACUCAGACCAUUCGGCGGCUAUUCUCGCAAUGUCACACAUCUAAGUUCCACCAUUUUUGGACACCAAAUUGGACUCUCAGGCAGAGAAUCCCAUGAGGAGAUAAAUAUUACGUUCACCCUGCCGGCUGCCUGGAAUUCCGAUGACUGCGUUCUUCACGGCCACUGCGAGCAGGUUGUGUUCACAACCUGCAUGACUGUGACAGCAGCCAGCAAUGUGUUUCCUGUCACAGUUCAGCCACCACAUUGUGUUCCUGAAACAUACAGCAAUGCCACGCUCUGGUACAAGAUCUUCACCACAGCAAGAGACUCUAAUACAAAAUAUGCACAAGAUUAUAACCCUUUCUGGUGUUAUAAAGGAGCAAUCGGGAAAGUGUAUCACGCUUUAAACCCCAAACUGACGGUUAUAGUUCCAGAUGACGAUCGCUCUCUAAUAAACCUGCAUCUCAUGCAUACCAGUUACUUUCUUUUUGUGAUGGUGAUUACCAUGUUCUGCUAUGCAGUUAUUAAAGGCAGACCAAGCAAACUGAGGCAAAGCAAUACAGAAUUCUGCUCUGAGAAGGUUGCUUUGUCAGAAGCAUAAUCCAUCCUCUCCUUUGACUGAGAAUAACUGAGAACCGAAAUCAUUGCCUGCUGAACCCGGACUGGGUCUUAACACUCUGUGAAUACAUUAUCUUGCAAUGUUGGUUUAUUCCAACCAAAGACAUUUCAAGUGCCUGUAAUUGAUUUGUACAUAUUUAUAAAGGUAUAUUCAGAAUAGGUGGGAUGAUGCACUUGUUCCGCAUUGCAGUGCGGCCGGAACCGUUCAGUCUUUACCUGUGGACAUAGCCGAAUGUUCGUGUAGAUAUCUUUAGUGAUAUGGCUACAUAUAGUCAGAGCAAGAUAUUUUUGUCUAGCUGCAUCUGGGCAGGUUAAGAUGCCUUUGCAAGUGUCUCAAACAAACCAACAGAUCUUUGUUUUUUUUGCCCAAUGAUAUGUACAGUGUGUUUGAAACAAGUAUGCACCUUUGAUAGAAUACUGCAUUUCCAGUGCCACCAAUCUACUACAUGAAUUAAAUGUGUGUUUGUGUGGCCUAAUACUUUCUUCCGUUUGCUCCUUGCUUGCAAGAAACGAUAUCAAGGUUUUAGAUACUUUUUUCUUUUGGAAACAAAGAAGUACAUAUUCACAUUUUAAUAGUGCUGUAUUUAGGACAAACUUGUGCUUUUAUUCAUAGUAAAAAGUAAAAAAAAAAAAAGAAGUGAAGUCCCAUUUUAAAAUGUUUCUUACUGGCAAGUAUGAAGUCUGAUUACUUUGGUCUUGGUCUUUGUCAUUCUUUUUGUUUCCUUUGGCUUGCUGAAUGCCAGAGAACCGGGCAGCAUAGAGACUACCUGGAAAGCUUUCCACUUGAGCUCCCAUCUGCAGCCCUCACACCAGGAUUGGGUGUCUCUGCUGCAGAGCAGCUUUCUGUAACCUCUUGGUUUUCUUCCUAGGAAAUGGAAAGCUAAUCAAAAGGUGCAUUGUUUGAACAGGCUGAUGGGGCUCUGCACAGCCUUGGGCAAGUGCAGCUAAUGGAAGACUAAGAAAUCCCAUAGUCUGUUACAAAGCUUCACUUCGGGACUCACCAGCCAUCUCUGAAGGAGAGCUGGAAAUGACACUUUUGUUAGCUUUGUCCCAUUUCCAUGUAAUGCUGUCCACUCAGGGGAGAAGGACAAGGAGAAGACCAGGGCUGUUGUGAUUAAGGUCACAGAAACCACACGAUAAAACACAUACUGUUCUCUGGGUCCAUUCUUGAGCUAGAUCUUUUAUUCCAUGCAUUUCUCACUUUCCCAUUCUGGCUUCUUAUUGAGCAACUUCCUUAAGCUUUUCCUGCAGACAUUUCCACCACUGCUUUUACAAUCCCACUGGUUGCCUUAACUGACCUUUCAUCUUGUCCUUCAGCUUUCUUGUCAGAUAGUAUAACUGCAGGUCUGCAUACCUACACAGGGUCUUUUUUUCCCCUCCUCCUAUUGCUUUAACCUACACAAAAGAAGGAACCCAAGUCAAAUAUCUCACAGUCUCAGUUAUGCUGGCAUAAGAUUCUUGGUUUACACCCUAGUCACUAUUUAAUGGUAUCCUGCUGGUCUGUAUGUAUGGGACUUCAGUCACUUCACCAGUUUUCAGAGCAUUUGAAGCAAAAUAGUCACACCUUCUUCAGAACGUGUUUCCUUUAUAGAAUUCCAGUUACUUAAGUGGUAUUAACUAAUGUGUGUUUUCCUCCAGGGACGUUAAGGCAAAGCUUUAGAGAUGGCCUAGUUUGAUGUCUAGGGAUAAAAUGAAGCUUCCAGUUUUCUCCUGAUGCUGCUAUGGGCUCACACUGCUUCACUGACAUGAAUCCAUGAAGUCAAACCAGGUAGAUGGCUUCUCAUGGAAACUGUCUGAGCUGUUCCUUAUCACACCCCCAGCCUUCUGCAUCAAUACUGACUUGGAGAGCUGCUUAUGAGGGUGGCUUGAUCUGGGGACCAAAGGCAGGAAUAGGAAACGGAUCGGGGUGGUGGUGCAAAUAGAAAACAACCAACACGACUCCUUUAAAACAGCAGAGCUCAGUCCUUUCUGUUUCAGCCAGUUUAAAACCAAACUGCAAAUAUCCAAACUGGAGUUUGGUCUGUUGGGGAAAGCAGAUUUAUUGGGCUUUUUAAAUCUGUUUUUUGCUGUUGGGUAACCAAAGGAACCUGCUUUGUAACUUACCAUGCACUACACUGAAACACCCAAGAAUACUCAGAUCAUAACCCACAAAUACAGAAGAGAAAACAUUAGAGGUGUGGUUUUUGCCCUUAGUUUACACCUUUGCACCCCUGUGUUGCAGCAGAGAGGGUGUCCAUCAGGCUGAAAUGCUGCAAUACUCAGGGAUACUGGAUUGUUCCUAGGCGCAAUGUACAAAAGUUGAAUGCAGCCAAACAGAAGAGUAAAAACUUAAAGUUCAGAUCAUAUUGAUCUUUCCUUUUUUGUUUUGUUUUCUUUUUCUUUUGAACUAUGACUUGAAUCAGUUUUGAUUCUAUUUGUACGUGUUUUCUUGUUCUUAGAAAGCUGCCAUUUCCUUUUGCAUUUUCCUUUGGCAUUACAUAGAAAAUCUGAGCCUUGGUUUUCAACCCUCUGCAGGUGACCGUAGGGUUAAGAUGGCUGUUUUGGUUUUGUUCUUACAUUUCACUUGUCUUGUUGCAUGAUGGUUAAUAGCUGAUUUGGAAAUGACAUUUCUCUCCUAGAUUAAUUUUGUGUUUGUAAGAUGUGCAUAUUGCUUUGCAGAAUAAAACCAACCGAGUUUA
Melopsittacus undulatus (budgerigar) is the source of this 3769-nucleotide messenger RNA. RefSeq names its product transmembrane protein 248 (gene TMEM248). The coding region runs from base 130 to 1074 and encodes 314 amino acids. NCBI's taxonomy places the organism in Eukaryota, Metazoa, Chordata, Aves, Psittaciformes, Psittaculidae. The record is from RefSeq and is a predicted model, not a curated record. The transcript has 7 exons.